AAAUGAGUGUCUAAAGACCACCAACUUCUACAACUAGAGAUGUAUCUACUAGUGUUUUUGGAUAAAGUCAUAUAGAAUGGCUUACUCCAAAUAAGGACUUAGAUUGGAAUUAAGAAAAAUACAUGAGAUAAGUGAAUGAGAUAAUUAUCGAAUGUAAAAUUUAAAUUCCAUUUUAUUUUAGAAAAUGAAUCACCUAUAUAAGAUAAACAGAGAUAAAAUUCAAUUUAAUAAUAUUAGUUAAUAACAUUUGCUGAGUUGAUUCAAAGAUUUAGAUUAAACGAAGGAUAAUAUUCAGUUCGAAAUAAAUCAAAAUGCUCAUGCUAUGGAUUUUCAUCUGGUAUCUCAACAACUGAUUAAGUUAAAUAAAAGUUCAUUAAAUUAGGAAUGGAUUAGAUAGAUCUAAAAAAUGAAUAUCACAGAAAUACACUUUUUUCCAUACAUUAUAUAUUGAAUAAUGUUUAAAAGGCUAAAGAGAACUAGUUAAAUAUGAUUUCAAAAUAUGCUUCAAAAUAUUUUUAGCUAUUUUAAUUUCUUACUUGUUUAGAAUUUGAAACACCACUUUUUUAAUUACUAUAUAAAGAAUCAGGGGAAUUAUUAAUAUAAUUGGUAAUGAAUGUAGGGGAGAUGGUUUUUGAAUAAUUGUUGAGUAAUAAAUUAAACAAAUUAAUCUAAAAAGAGUAAUCUCAUUUACUAUACAAUAUAUUAAGAAAUUAUCAGACUAGUCUCGUUUUCCAUAUUUACAAAGAAAUAAAAAAAUCAAAUAUUCCACUCUAAUUAUUAAUAAAAUAAUGUGAAAAAUCUGAUCCUCAUAUUUAUUAUUACUGGUAUAUCCAAUAGAAAUAAUAUAAUAAUAAUCUAUUCUUUGAUUGA
Molecule: messenger RNA, 870 nt
Organism: Paramecium pentaurelia
Lineage: Eukaryota; Ciliophora; Oligohymenophorea; Peniculida; Parameciidae
Source: the annotation of a GenBank genome assembly